UUACCAAGGCUUUCUCAAUCAAAAACUCCAUACAUUUUUCGCUUCACUCACACACGCCCAUUCGAACCUGAAAUUUCGUAUUUUCUCUCUCCUCUUCCUCGUCCUCGAAUUGCAGAAGCUCGUUCCAGAUGGGCAUAUUUUCAUGCCAUUGUUUACUUGUUCUUGCCCUCGCUCAUGGACGGGCCUGCUCUGCUAAAUAAUGGAUGAGAAGAAAAGGGAAGAGCUUGCUGGCUUACUGACUAUACUCCCUCCAGUGGAGUUCUGCUGCGUUUAUGGUUCAACUCUGCAUCCCAACAAUCAUGAUAAGUCUCGGAUGAUUGACUAUAUUCUUGGUGUUCAAGAUCCUGUUGAAUGGCACUCACAGAACUUGAAGAUGAACAGGAACCAUUAUGCCUCAUGGAUGGUGCACCUUGGUGGUGCGAAACUGAUUACUGAGGUUGCUGAUAAAAUUGGUGUAGGAGUGCACUUCAACCCUUUUGUAUCUUGGAAUGACAAGACUUUUAAGUACGGUGUGGUCAGAGUGCAUGACUUGGUUGAGGACGUAUUGAACUGGGAAACGUUUUACUUGAGUGGUCGUCUACAAAAGCCUGUCCAUGUUCUUGUGGAUAAUUUGGAAGUUUCUAAUAUAAACUCUUCUAACUUAAGAGCUGCAACCUCAGCUGCUUUGCUAUUUUUACCUCCCAAUUUCACUCAGGAGGAAUUUUAUGCAAAAAUAUGCAGCCUUUCUUACAAGGGUGAUCUACGCAUGCUUUUUGCAGAGGACAGGCAUAAGGUGAAAAAGAUUGUGCAAGGGCAGUUUGAUUUGUUUAAAGGAAUUUAUAAGCCAGUUUUGGAAGAAUUUGCCACCAAAGGCUUGUUAAGGUUCUCAUCAUCUGGCACUCACCUAGAAAAUAUCACUCAGGAUUGUGGUUUACCAGCAGUUCAGUCCCUUGUCUCUUGUCUCCCAAAUGCAGUCAGAAGCAACAUGAGCAUGAAACUUGGAGAGAGAAAGAACAUAAGUACUGGUCCAGUUGUCAAUAAAAUUGUAUUAAAAUCGAGAGCAGAUGCUGCAAAUUGCCUGGAGAAGAUUAUAAGACGUAAAGUCAUGGUUUCCAGCGUCAGACAGGCUGUUUCUGGUGUAUUGACAGUAGGUGCCGCCAAAGCUACUAGAUAUCUUGCGAAUAAGAUGCACAAGGCUUGGAAUUCCUGGAUUUAAGAAUUUUCAACUCUAAGCUGACAUUUGAGGUUUCAACAAAAUUUUGACCUGCAACAUCAUACUGAAAUCUGGCUGCAAGAUUUAUUAGGACUCUCCAUAGGUCCCAACUAAGGGCUGAUUGGAACUACAAUAUGUUUCUGAUCAUGGUGUUUGAUGAGAUUUUUGGGCAACCCCAAAAUCAAUGUGCAUAGGGUUAAGAUCAUCAUCCCAGAAUGUAGAAGGGAUUUUGAUCAAUGAGCAUCUUGGAUACAAAUCAGGAAACUUUUGCAAUACGACAUCGAGGCAAGCUCUAUACUUAGUUUAGCUCUUCUUGUACAAGUAUCAGCUCGGCUCUCAUCUCAUUUGGCAAACUCCUCCCUCGCUUGAUGAGUUUAAGACCUUGUGCCACAGGAUUGGGAGGUGCACCUCACUUAUAGGGGCGUAUCGAGCAUGGGUUCGGUGGGUUCAAUUGAACCCACGAAAAUCUGGAAAAAGAACAAGAAAAAUGGCUGAAAAUGGCAAUUACACAAUAGAUAUAAGUAUUCCGCGCCGUACAAAUUACUCUCUCUGUCCCAAUUUAGUUGCUACAUUUGCUUUAUCACAAUUUACGAGAUGCAAUUUCAAACACCAUCUUGAGUUACAUAUAUGAAAAAAUUAUAAAAAUUAUGUAUUUGGAAAAUACAAAUUGUGACGAAUCAAAUAAGAUUCAACAUGAGUGUUUUUUCUUAUGUAUAUGGAGUAAAAGAUAGUCAAAGUUAUGACGUGAAUAGUGCUUACGGUUAAAAUGUAGUAACUAAAUUGGGACGGAUGGAGUAAGUAAAUAUUGCGUGAAUAGGGUGAGAUUGCCUUCCCUUAGAGACAAAAACACAAGUUUAUGGGUGAGAUUGCUUGUCCAUGGAGAAAAAUGUCUUCUCAUGGAGAUUUUAAGGGUGUUUUCCUAAUAAAAUUAUACUUAAAAUUUAUUUUCA
Beta vulgaris subsp. vulgaris (sugar beet) is the source of this 2142-nucleotide messenger RNA. RefSeq lists its product as uncharacterized. Gene Ontology annotation, molecular function: phosphatidate cytidylyltransferase activity. The record is from RefSeq and is a predicted model, not a curated record. The transcript is spliced from 12 exons. NCBI's taxonomy places the organism in Eukaryota, Viridiplantae, Streptophyta, Magnoliopsida, Caryophyllales, Amaranthaceae. Gene Ontology annotation, cellular component: mitochondrion. The coding region runs from base 200 to 1195 and encodes 331 amino acids. Gene Ontology annotation, biological process: cardiolipin biosynthetic process; CDP-diacylglycerol biosynthetic process.